AUGACGUCCGCCCCGACAAUUCUGGCAACGUGCAAGCAGACACGGUUUCAUCUGCUAGAUGAUAACCCUUCGAAGGAGAUUGAUGUGGAUGGACUCAACAUCAUUGUCACAUCAUCUGCACCUGAAUCCACCGAAGAUACAUCGAAACCAAAGACUAAAGGGAAAUCAAAGUCCAAGGGUGCAGGGAGAGAGCUCAUCUCAGAUGCGCAUCUCCGACUCAAGGCAGGCAUUCACUAUGGAUUGCUAGGUCGCAAUGGAACCGGGAAAUCAACUCUCCUUCGGGCAAUGGCAGAGAAACUUAUCCCUGGCAUCCCGCAUGCGACUCGAAUGGCAAUUUUGCAACAGACGGACGAACAGAAUGAGAAACCUUUCGGCGGAGAACUCAAUCAGGAUAAAACUGUUUUGGAUGCCGUUCUGAGUAGCGACGAAACAAGGAACGAGACUACUCGGAUGGCGGAAUUCCUAUCGAAGAGCUUUGAGGCUGAAGAUCCAAUGCAGCCUGUGCGGGCAAUCCGAAAAAUCCGACACCAGAAAGCAGAAAAACACCUCUUCCUGGCACACAAGAACGCAAGUCUGAAGAGCGGUGCUCGAGGUCUGCAGGCAAGAAAAGACUUGAAGACUGCCGAGGGGAAGCUCGAGGCUACAUCGGAGAUGUUGGACCAGGAUGUAGACGCUAUUGAUGCGGAGACAGUCCAGUCAGAUACCCAAGCUGCUGUUGAGACACUACAAAAUCUACAGUCUCAACUUGAAGAUAUGAAACUCUCCGAUAUGGAGCAACAAGCUCGUCGUAUUCUCCUAGGUCUCGGCUUUAAAGAAGACGGAUUGCAGAAAAAAGUCUCUACGCUCUCAGGUGGUUGGCGUAUGCGAUGUAUGCUAGCCAGUGUUCUAGUCCAAGAUCCCGACAUCAUGAUCCUCGACGAACCGACCAACUUCCUGGAUCUUUUGGGAGUGGUGUGGCUGGAGAGCUACUUAAAACAACUCCGCGACACAUCAGAGACAACUAUCGUCUUGGUCUCGCACGACAGAGAUUUCAUCAACGCUGUCUGCGAGGAGAUUGUCAUUCUACGAGAUCAGAAACUGACGUAUUUCCGAGGAAACCUGUCAGCUUACGAGCAAGAUUUCGAGGACCAGAAGCUCUAUCUGGGGCGCAUGAAGGAGGCCCAAGAGCGGCAGGUUGCACAUAUGGAAGCCAGUAUUCGGGAGAAUAUGAAGGCCGGGAAGAAGAACAAUGACGAAAACAAGCUGCGACAAGCCAAAUCGCGGCAGAAGAAGGUCGAGGACCGGAUGGGUCUUCAAGUCAGCGCGACCGGGGGGCGCUUCAAGCUGAACCGUGAUCUGGUCGGGUGGCAUGAGCACAAUCGAGCUGAGAUCGAGGUGCCAACAGAUGAAAAAGGGGCCACUAUGAGUUUGCCCAACGCGACAGAGUUGCGGUUCCCCGGACCGUUGGUAUCGCUUGAAGGUAUUGUUUUCCAGUACAAGAAAACCGACCGUGUCAUCCUGAAUGACGUGAACUUGGUCAUUCACCUGGGUGAUCGUGUCGGGAUUAUGGGUCUUAAUGGAUCAGGAAAAACGACUCUGCUCCGUGUUUUAACGGGUCAAGUAUCUCCUUCCAAGGGAAAGGUAUCAACCCACUCCCGGUUGAAGUUGGGAUACUAUAGCCAGCAUUCUGUGGAAGAGCUGCAAGAGCGUGGCCGAGGCGAGCCUAGUUUAACUGCACUGGGCUUAUUGACAACCGAAACUGAAGGAGCCCUGAAUGAAGGCGCUAUUAGAGGUCUACUUGCUUCAAUGGGGUUAGCAGGCCGUAUUGCAUCUGAUGUCCCUGUUGCCAAACUAUCAGGUGGACAAUUGGUCCGACUUGCAUUAGCUCGAAUUGUCUGGAGUGCACCACAGCUUCUCAUUCUUGAUGAAAUCACCACGCAUUUGGAUUUCCAUACAGUUACUGCAUUGGCUACGGCUCUCUCCUCCUUCGAUGGUGCUGUGCUUUUAAUUUCGCACGAUCGUUUCCUUGUUCGAUCUGUAAUCGAGGGCAAGCGAGAUACCGAGCAUAAACUUGAUGAAGAUUUCGAAGGACUGGAGGAGGAAGAGACCGAGGAAACGCCAAGACGUCGGUCUGUCUAUGUGAUUAAACAAGGCAAGAUGGAGGAACAGAAGAAUGGAGUGGAGCAGUUUGAAAAGAGCUUGGUGAAGCGGAGCACUCGUGCCGUAUCAGGACAUAACGUCACCGUCGCCCCUGGAUUGCCUCCGCAUCCCCCGACCGAACCCUCGAGACUAUCAACACUCAAGUCUGCGAAGCCCUUCUCCGACUUCCUUACCGAUACUUUCAAUCGUCAACAUGACUAUCUCCGCAUUAGCGUUACGGAACGGUGCAAUCUUCGGUGUCUGUACUGCAUGCCCGAGGAGGGCAUAGACCUCUCGCCCUCUGCGAAACUGCUUACGUCCCCGGAGAUCCUAUACCUAUCGUCGCUAUUCGUUUCACAAGGUGUUACCAAAAUCCGACUGACAGGUGGGGAGCCAACGGUUCGCAAAGACAUCGUACCGUUGAUGCAUGACAUUGGCAAGCUGCGAUCAAAUGGGCUUCGGGAAUUGUGCCUGACAACCAAUGGGAUCUCAUUACAUCGCAAAUUGGACUCAAUGGUGGAGGCUGGGCUGACAGGAGUCAAUCUCAGCCUCGACACGCUAGAUCCUUUCCAGUUCCAGAUCAUGACAAGACGCAAGGGAUUCGAUGCUGUGAUGAAGAGCAUCGACCGAAUUCUGGAAAUGAAUAAGGUCGGUGCGGGAAUCAAGCUGAAGAUCAAUUGCGUUGUUAUGAGAGGAAUGAAUGACCGAGAGAUCCUCCCGUUCGUGGAAAUGGGUCGCGAGAAAGCGAUUGAAGUACGUUUCAUCGAGUAUAUGCCUUUCGGUGGAAACAAAUGGAACCAGGGAAAGAUGUUCUCGUAUCAGGAGAUGCUGGCUGUUAUCCGAGAGAAGUAUCCCACAUUCGAAAAAGUGGCCGAUCACAAGAAUGACACGAGUAAGACAUACCGUGUUCCUGGGUUCGAAGGCCGUGUGGGAUUUAUCACGAGCAUGACACACAACUUCUGUGGUACCUGCAACCGAUUACGCAUUACUAGUGACGGUAAUCUCAAAGUUUGCCUGUUCGGUAACUCCGAGGUCUCCUUGCGGGAUAUCAUUCGCAAGGAGAACGGUGGGAACCCAAUUGAUGUGGAUGCAAUGAACAAUUUGCAGUUGUUGGAAACAGUACAAAAUGCAGCGCGCCUUAGUGACGAAGGUGGCUUGGUGAAUGAGCGAGAACGUGAGAUUCUCGAUAUCAUCGGCAUGGCAGUGAAACGAAAGAAGGCGAAACACGCCGGCAUGGAGCAACUAAAGGAUAUGAAGAACCGCCCUAUGAUCUUGAUUGCUUCCCAAAGUCGUCUCUACCACACUGGGCGAUCUAAACCAGAGCCCAAAGAAUGUACUCCUCGCCCAUCUCCCUCUCUACCCACUACCUCCGACGCCGACCUCCCUCACCUUACACCAUCCAAGACUGUGCACAUGACCCAGAUCACCGAAAAACCCGAAACAAAGCGCGUCGCCACAGCCGCAUGCACGGUUUCAUUCUCGAACCCACGACCCUGGGAAAUCCUUCGUGAAGGCCAAACCACGCACAAAGGCGACGUCUUCAGCGUUGCCCGAAUUGCUGGUAUCAUGGCUGCAAAAAGAACGCCCGAUAUUGUACCCCUUUGUCAUCCCGGCAUUGGCAUUACCGGGGUCGAGGUCAGCGUGGAAUUAGUUGAGCCCGGGCAGAAUAGGGAUCACGGCGCCAUGCAUGUCGUGGCGUCGGUCAGCUGCUUUGGUCGCACAGGAGUCGAAAUGGAGGCUAUGACAGCUACUAUGGGUGCAGCUUUGACAAUUUAUGAUAUGCUUAAGGCUGUGGAUAAGGGGAUGAUCAUUGAUUCUGUUAGAUUGUUGGAGAAACAAGUCCGCAAGUCGCGGAGGAAGAUCGGGAACGCCAUAAUGGCAGUGCUUCCGCCCUUGAAUUUCUUGACGCUACAUUAUUUCUAUUUCAUUGCUACAAGCAUAAUUGCUAGUAUCAUUUUUUACUUGACAUCGACGCCACAUCUCAACGUUACUUAUGUGGACUCGAUUUUCCUGUGCGUCAGUGCUAUGACCGGUGCUGGAUUGAAUACGGUGGAUUUGUCAACUCUGAACAGCUUCCAACAGGCAAUUUUGUUCACCCUGCUUAUUCUGGGCCAUGCCAUUCUCAUCUCCCUCACUGUACUUCUAGUACGGAAGAGGGCAUUCGAGGCAAAAUUCAAAGGUGUCUCCGAUGAGCGGGAAAGAGAACGGUCUACUCGUAACCACUCAGAAGUUGAGCUGCAGGUCAGGGACCGGGAACCCGCUCACGGAAGCACCGGUACUAAUCUGCCCGGCGAGAGCACCGAAGGACAUGGCUGUAAUCCAUGCCCAAAGUCGUCCGUACAAGUCCGAGUGACCCCGGGAGAGUCAUCUUCCCGUGACGAACAGCCUUGGGUUGACGACGACCAAAUAACUAUCGGCGGUACACCCCGUCAUCAUCAGCACCGAGUCUUUCCCAUGGCUGGCAUUGGGGCGAGACCAGAUCUGCAUAACCACCCCCGAGACGCAGCGCCAAAUGUUCCAUUGGCCGUAAAGGAUUCGGCGUCUGGCUUCAAGGGAAUUCUCCGUGGUACACAGAAGUACAUGGCGUCCAAGGGACUUGUGUCCCGGAACUCCCAGUUCCACGACCUCACUGCUGCUGAGCGUGAUGAAUUAGGUGGUGUGGAGUACAAGGCUGUCUCAUUUCUGUCUAUUAUUGUGUUCCUUUACUUUAUCUUGUUCAUCAUGUUCGGCAUGAUCGGUGUCGGUGUCUGGCUGGAAGUUAACGAUCCCGCCGUGACGCGCACGAACGGUCUCUCGCCUUUCUGGACAGGUGCUUUCUUUGCUGUUUCUGCUUUCGUGAACAGUGGCAUGUCGCUCCUGGAUGCUAAUAUGACUGCUUUGCAGCUAAGGGCUUAUCCACUUCUCACAAUGGGAUUGCUAAUUCUUGCUGGCAAUACUCUCUUCCCAUGUUUCCUGCGGUUCAUUAUCUGGGCUAUGAGGGUCAUGCUUCCGGACCGGCCGAAGUGGCAGUCAUGGCGGAUAACCCUUGAUUUCAUUUUAGAGCAUCCUCGAAGGGUCUAUACGAAUCUCUUUCCUGCUCGCCAUACCUGGUACCUUCUCGGUACAAUUAUCAUUCUGAACGGUAUCGACUGGGCGGCAUUUGAGCUGCUGUCUAUUGGAAACAAGGACAUCGAGAGUCUUCCUACCGAGUAUCGUGUCUUGGAUGGACUAUUCCAAGCCCUAGCGGUACGCGCUGGUGGAUUCUACGUUGUAACAAUUGCCGAUCUUCGUCAGGGUCUCUUGGUUCUCUAUGUACUCAUGAUGUACGUGUCCGCGUACCCAGUAACGCUCACAAUGCGCAACACAAACGUCUACGAAGAACGCUCCCUAGGAAUUUACGCGCACGACGAAUCCCCCGACUCACCAGCAAACACAAGCCGAACCAACGUAGCAAUGGACCUAAUCAGACACCAUCUCGGCCGCCCAGGCCUAUCCGAGACUUCGCGUGGCUACUUCGUGCACCAACAGCUUCGCUCCCAGCUCAGCCAUGAUCUGUGGUGGAUCGCGCUGGCAGUCUUCUUUAUCGCCAUCGCUGAGUCUGACCAUUAUGACUCCCAGCCAGUGGCUUUCUCAACCUUCAAUAUUAUCUUUGAGGUUGUCUCUGCGUACGGCUGUGUGGGUGUCAGUCUUGGCUUCCCUGGGAAGAAUUACUCGUUCUGUGGGGCGUGGCAUACUAUUAGCAAGUUGAUUCUUGCUGCUGUUGCUUUGCGUGGUAGACAUCGUGGUUUGCCGGUGGCUAUUGAUAAGGCAAUUAUGUUACCCAGUGAGUCUUUGGCUUGGGCUGAGGAGGAGGAUGCUGCUAUGCGUAGAGAUCGAUCUAGAGCCUGGGCUCAGGAGCAUGGGCCUGUUGGGUCUGUUUAG
Molecule: messenger RNA, 6018 nt
Organism: Penicillium griseofulvum
Lineage: Eukaryota; Fungi; Ascomycota; Eurotiomycetes; Eurotiales; Aspergillaceae
Product: Cation transporter
Exons: 17
Coding region: 1-6018 (2005 amino acids)
Biological process (GO): Mo-molybdopterin cofactor biosynthetic process; intracellular potassium ion homeostasis; potassium ion import across plasma membrane
Cellular component (GO): plasma membrane
Molecular function (GO): ATP hydrolysis activity; ATP binding; 4 iron, 4 sulfur cluster binding
Source: RefSeq, a predicted model, not a curated record